Molecule: messenger RNA, 1941 nt
Organism: Pyricularia oryzae 70-15
Lineage: Eukaryota; Fungi; Ascomycota; Sordariomycetes; Magnaporthales; Pyriculariaceae
Exons: 1
Coding region: 1-1941 (646 amino acids)
Molecular function (GO): monooxygenase activity
Source: RefSeq, a predicted model, not a curated record
AUGGCCGCCGCCGCUCCCACGCCUCGGUUCACCUUCACCGAGCGGGCUGAGGCGGGUAAUCUGUCCGAACCAGAAAUUCUCAACUCUGCCAAUCCUGCCGGCGCAGAAAUCCCCAACGAGUCCGACGUCGUCGUCGCUGGCGGCGGCAUCCAUGGCCUCAUCUAUGCCAUCCACGCCGCUCGGCACAACCCUGGGAAUGUCAAGAUCUCGGUGGUUGAGAAGGGCACCAAACCCGGCUACAAGAUUGGCGAGAGCACACUGCCGCUUUUUGCCAUGUGGUGCAAGAUGAACGGCCUGACGGCCGAGCACCUCCUGCGAAUCUUUGGCGUCAAAGACGGCCUCUGCUUCUACUUUUUAGACCGCAACGACCCCGCCAGGUGCACCGACUUUCUCAUCAACGGCACGCCGGGUCUCUAUCUUAGCGGCUACCAGCUGGAGCGCCCCAUAAGCGAGCUGCUCUUCACACUCAUGGCCCAGCGCAGCGGUGUCAACGUCUACCACGGCAAGACCGUUGACUUUGGUGGGUCCAAGGUCCAAGGCGGCUUGGGGAACAGCAGCAUCAAGGUGGGCCAGUCCAAAGGUCUCGGCGACAAGGUCGUCGACGUCAACAGCUCGCUCCUCAUUGAUGCAACGGGCCGCUUCCGCCAAUAUGCUUCAAAAAAGGCCCCUCUCCACCGGUUUGAGGGUUUCAACACGGACGCAUUCUGGGGAUACUUUACCUAUCCCGAAGACGAGAGCAAGAUUCCGUUCCGUCUCUACGAGGGCUGCCACACAAAUCACCUCUGCUUCCCCGAGGGCUGGUUCUGGGUCAUCCGCAUCCUCUCGUGGCAGGGCAACCCCACGGCCAAGCUGAUGGACAUGUUGACGUACCUGCUCGACUGCGCCGACGCCGGCGUGCCGGGCGACCAGAUCCCCAGCACGGACGAGCUGGCCAAGAUGUUUGGGCUCAAGUACCGCUGGGUCACCAGCAUCGGCGUCGCGGCGCGCAACGACGUCAAGUACCCCGAGGACCUGUCGUCGUACGGCUCCACCGAGGCGGAGCAGAAAUUCUACUACUUUGUGCGCAAGUACCCGCUCAUCAACGAGUUCAUGACCCACUUCACCCUCAUCGAGGACCUGUACGGGCCCAAGACCACCUGGUUCGUCCGCAAGACCCUCACGUACCAGUCCCCCGUCGUGUCGGGCGACGGCUGGCUCGCCAUCGGCGACGCCUGCGGCUUCACGAACCCGCUGCUGUCGCCGGGCAUCAACGCCAACAUGUCGACGUCCACCUACGCCGCCGAGCUCACCCACGCGGCGUUCGACGCGGCGCGCCAGGCCACGGAUCCCUCCGCCGCCGAGCAGUCGAUCCGCCAGACGUUUGCGCCCUACGACGGCUUCACCCGGGAGCUGAUCCCGGCGCUGGACAAGAUGAACCGCUUCCAGUACGUGUGCUUCCGCGACCCCCGGCUGGGCCCGCAGGUGUCGUGCAUAUGGCAGAACCUGGCCAGCGUGCUCGCGGGCUACGGCUCGAUGCAGGGCAGGUUCACGCUCACGCGCGACACGUUCCUCCGCUACGCCACCAACUGGAGGUGGGGGUCCAAGGUGCCCGAGUGGGACAGGGUCGCCGACAACACCAUCCGGCUGCUCGGGCCCAUCCCGCUGGACGAGGAGGUGCCCGACGCCACGGUGCGCGAGGUCAUUGACUUUUGCAACGGGGUCAAGAACGAGGUCAUCGCGUCGCGCGAGCUCAACGUCCGCUGGUCUGGCAUGUUCCGCUGCUACGACGCCCAGCUGCAGUAUCGAGAGGACAAGGUCGACAACGACGGCUUCAUGUGCCAGUGCUCCCAGUGCUCGUCUUGGCUUGUUAGGCGUCCGGACUGGAGGAGGUGUUUCUCUUGCGGCAUGGAGCGGAGCGAACAAGAGUCCAUCGUGCUGUGGAACCCUCCUGUGGCAGCUUGA